Messenger RNA from Stegostoma tigrinum, 3570 nucleotides. RefSeq names its product cell division cycle 27 (gene cdc27). NCBI's taxonomy places the organism in Eukaryota, Metazoa, Chordata, Chondrichthyes, Orectolobiformes, Stegostomatidae. The record is from RefSeq and is a predicted model, not a curated record. Gene Ontology annotation, biological process: cell division. Gene Ontology annotation, molecular function: protein binding. The transcript is spliced from 19 exons. Bases 125 to 2650 code for a protein of 841 amino acids.
UCCGGUGUGUCGUCGUCCUGCUGGCCGUUAGGCUACGGUGGCUGUGACUGUUGAAAUUUGAAUCCUGGGCCGAGCUGUGUGUGAUGAGAAGCCGCGCUACUUGGUACAGACUGGUUCUUACAUCAUGACAGUGCUGCAGGAACCCGUUCAGGCUGCUAUUUGGCAUGCACUUAACCACUAUGCUUAUCGGGAUGCUGUCUUCCUUGCAGAAAGACUAUAUGCUGAAGUGCGUUCAGAAGAGGCUCUGUUUCUCUUGGCAACAUGUUACUAUCGCUCAGGGAAAGUAUACAAAGCCUAUCGGCUUUUGAAAACGCAUAGCUGUACUACCCCUCAGUGCAAAUAUCUUCUUGCCAAAUGUUGCACUGAUCUUAACAAGCUGGCAGAAGGAGAGCAGAUUUUAGCCGGUGGAAUAUUGAACAAGCAGAGAAGUCACGAUGACAUUGUUACAGAGUUUGGAGACUCAGCUUGUUUUACUUUGUCUUUAUUAGGGCAUAUAUACUGUAAAACGGAUCGAAUGGCCAAAGGAUCAGAGUGUUACCAAAGGAGCCUUAGUCUAAAUCCCUUUCUUUGGUCCCCUUUUGAAUCCUUGUGUGAUAUAGGUGAAAAGCCAGAUCCUGAUCAAACAUUUAAAUUAACAUCUCUUCAAAAUUUUAGUAGCUAUCAACCAAGUUUAUGUAUGCCAUUGGUUUUGAAUCACAGCAUGCAACACAGACAACCGGACACUGUAUUAAUGGAAACUCCACAGGAUACUAUAGAAUUAAACAGAUUAAACCUUGAAUCCUCUGCCAAUUCAAAAUAUUCCUCAAUGAUGUCUGAUUCGUCAGUAUCUUUAAUUGAUCCAUCUGUGAUUUCUCCUGAUUCUUUGCCUCUUGGUUCUGGAUCCUCAGUAUUGUCCAAACAGCUUGUAAAUAAACCCAAGUCUGGGAGGAGUUUGCUUGGUGGUCCUGCUGCUCUUAGUCCCCUAACGCCAAGUUUUGGAGUUUUGCCUCUGGAGACACCAAGCCCUGGUGAUAGUUCCUUUUUGCCAAAUUAUACAAAUUCUUCAUCUGUGAUUGAUUCGUCUUCUACAGGAGGCCCUGCUAAGAAGUCUAUAGCACGAAUAACUCAAGGUGGAACCAAGUCAGUCUUUACGCAGAGUGGAAACAGCCGAGAUGUAACUCCAACUCCGUUGACUCAGUCACAAACGUCGGGUCCACAGACCAGUGCAACACAGGUACUGUUUCCAACCAGCACAGUCCCCACCAAUGCACCUGGUAAUGCACCGCCCCGAAGAAGUUCCAGACUCUUUACAAGUGCCAGUUCGACUACAAAGGAGAACAGUAAAAAGCUGAAGAUGAAGUUUCCACCUAAAAUUCCAAACAGGAAGCCAAAAAACAAAACUAGUAAAGGAGGCAUAACACAGCCAAACCUCAAUGACAGCCUAGAGAUUAGCAAACUGGAUUCUUCAGUCAUUUCUGAAGGCAAAGUCUCCUCAGUUACACCUCAAGUGCAGGCCUUUAAUAUACAGAAAGCAGCUGCAGAUGGACUGAUGAACCUGCUGCGUGAAAUGGGCAAAGGUUAUUUGGCACUUUGCUCUUACAACUGUAAAGAUGCAAUCAGUAUCCUGAGCCAGCUGCCUUCACAUCACUACAACACGGGUUGGGUAUUGUGUCAGAUAGGCAGAGCACAUUUUGAACUGGCUGAAUAUAUGCAGGCAGAGAGGAUAUUUUCAGAGGUGAGGCGUAUUGAGAGCUUCCGGGUAGAGGGUAUGGAGAUCUACUCCACUACAUUGUGGCACCUACAGAAGGAUGUGACACUCUCUCUCCUCUCCAAGGAUUUGACUGAGAUGGAUAAAAAUACGCCAGAGGCUUGGUGUGCAGCAGGGAACUGCUUCAGUUUGCAGCGAGAGCAUGAUAUAGCAAUCAAGUUCUUCCAGAGAGCCAUUCAAGUGGAUCCAAACUUUGCUUACGCAUAUACUCUCCUUGGUCAUGAGUUUGUAUUAACAGAAGAGUUGGACAAAGCACUGGCCUGUUUCAGAAAUGCAAUUCAUGUAAACUCUCAACACUACAAUGCCUGGUAUGGUCUGGGGAUGAUCUACUAUAAGCAAGAGAAGUUCAACCUGGCAGAAAUUCAUUUCCGAAAGGCUCUUAACAUCAAUCCCCAAAGUUCGGUAUUGCUGUGUCACAUUGGUGUGGUCCAGCAUGCACUAAAGAAGUCCGAGUGUGCACUUGAAACACUAAAUAAAGCCAUUAGUAUAGAUCCAAAAAAUCCUCUAUGCAAAUUCCACAGAGCCUCCAUUUUGUUUGCAAAUGAAAAAUACAAAGCAGCUUUACAGGAGCUUGAGGAACUGAAACAAAUUGUCCCCAAAGAGUCACUUGUUUACUUCCUAAUAGGAAAGGUCUACAAGAAGUUAGGGCAGACGCACUUGGCUUUGAUGAACUUCUCCUGGGCCAUGGAUCUUGACCCUAAGGGAGCCAACAACCAGAUCAAAGAGGCUAUUGACAAGCGCUACUUACCAGAUGAUGAGGAGCCUGUGACAAAUGAUGGGCAGCUUAGUGAGGGGUACCAAUAUGAUACAGCUGGAACCGAUGAAUCCCAGGAAAGCAGCAUGACUGAUGCUGAUGACACCCAGCUUCAUGCAGCAGAGAGCGAUGAGAGCUUCAACUUGUAAAAGCCAUACCAACCAAAAUAUGGUUUCAGAGCAAGAGCUGCUACUCCCUGGCCUUUCCCUCUUUCCCUCACAUUGGGCCUGUAUUUCUGCUUUGAGCAUUGUCUGUCUGGUGCAGUUUGCCAACAUUAAGAACGUAGGCUGGAGAGACCCAUGACUUGGUUACAAUGAAGCCUGUCGCAUCAUCUUUUAAUUUCCAGCCUCAGCAAUAUACAUGUUAAACAGGGGCUUUGUUUUUAAAUGUAAGUGUUAUUACUGAUCUGAAAGUGAACUUGCGCAAUUCCCCUUUGCUUUUGCUACUUCUGCUCAUGCAAGACCUGACAUUACUGUUACCAAGUUCAUAAUUGUGCUGCUGUUUUUAAGCCCCUUUCAUCCUAAAAGGAAUUCCUGUUAAAAUCCUUAGGGGGUCUGGGUGGGGGUUCCAAGUCCAGUGGCAGGUAUUACCUCAAUGACUGGUUAGUGCAAGCUGUUUUAGCUGACAGCUAUUUCCAAGCAGCACUUGGGUUAUAGUGGCUGUUGUGUUGCUUUGGCAACUUAGUAGCUGUGAGUGGAGGCAUUUUUUUGCAUCUCUUCCAGUCCUUUGUCUUUACUUCACCAUAGAGUGCAAAGCAGCCUCUUUGGAAAGUCUGCAUGCUGGUUACUUACAUUGAUGGCAUCCUUUAAGAUCGCACUGAUAACAAGAGCCUGCUGUCAAUGUGGAAUCAGCAGAAGUGUUGACGAAUGGAAAAUGCAAUGUGUGUCUGUGCGCGUGGGUAUGUAUGCGCGUGGGUGUGUGAAAUGUAGUCUAUUUUUUUAAUUUCAUUUUCAUUUAAAAAUGUAACUUGGUGUCUUAAGUGGAUUUUUUCUGUUGCUUUCCUUUUUAAUUUCAGAUAUUUGUACAGUCUUAGAAAAAGUCUUUUUGUUAAUAUAUUUGCAACUCAGUU